AUGCAGCCUCGCAUUCCUAUUCGAAAGAGAGAACCGGAGGAAAUCGCUAUUCCGAACAAAGUGAGGGACUUUGUUACGCCAAGCCGCGUAUAUGCUCGAUCUUCGAGCACCUGCGAGCCUGGUGAUAACACUGGCCUCUGCGAGAAGCCUGCCGGGGGCGCGUCUAUGACCCUCUCAAUUGCUCUAGGAGUCGCCUUGCCUGCAGCAGCUGCCAUUAUCGUAUUGAUCUUUCUUCACCGCAGAAACGUGAAAAAGCAAAGGAGGGAAGAUGCGGUUGAUCCUCACAAGUCGCUGGAUUUUGGGUUGGAUGAAGGCGGCGGCAAGAAGAAGCGAAGAAGCGUUUUCUUCGGAGGAGAAAAGAAUACCGUCUCCCAGCGACAAUUGUCGAUGGACAUGAACCUAUCCAGCCCAUAUCUCCUUCCACCAGGACUACAACAGUCUCGCGAGUCUCUGCACUCGCUUGCUCGCACGCUUCACCAGAACGAGGACCCCUAUCGUCCCGUGGCUCACUAUACCGCCAGUGAGACGGGUUCUAUUCGGUCAUUUGAGAAGAGCGGACAAGGUUCAUCUAUCUACACUCGCUCCAGCAAGGAGAAGGAGUUUGCCAUGAAUGCUCGCUCGCCAUCUGCUCAAGGCAAUCUGGUUGCACCUCCACGACAGAAUUCGUUCCCGAAAUCGCCCAUUACACCACAGGCACCGACCAUGCGAGACGAACCCAAAUUCCCAGAGGCUGUGCUGCCGUCACCUCCUCCAGCUGUGAAGGAAAACUUCCUACCUGCUCAGCCCAUCAUUCCCGAGAUUGAGACUGUUCCGUAUCCCGAUGACGGCCACGUCGUACCCAUCAUUCAGGAACCACCUAAGAUUGCGCGAAAGGGCCUUCCGUCAUCUCCCUCUCCUCCGAGCUCCGGUAAUCACGAGGCGUUGACAAUGCCUAAGCUUCCCGAGAUUCACACGGAUGAUCAGAUGAAUAUGGAUUUCAAUCAGGACUUCCAUGCAAAUGGAAACCAGCACGAUCCCGCGUAUCCUUUGCCUCUGGAGGCCAAUGCGAUUGGUCUUGGUGUCAUGGGUGCCACCUCUCCACAGGCAGCCGGUCACAUGUCACCACCUUCCGUCAAGUCUCUACCCUCAAGCCCUCAUCCUCAGCCGGUACCAGCUCCUCAGGGCAUCACUCCUGUGAUCGAGGAGGCACAAGAGUACUACGAUUAUGACUACCAGCAGAUGCCGCCUCAGAAUGCUCAGCACGGGUAUGAUGAAUACGAUGGGCGUGGUAGGACACCCCAGCGUCAGUCGUCACUAUAUCAGCAGGCAGAUCAGCAGGGAGGCUUGAAUGUUCCCGGAUUCGACAGCAAACGCCUCUCUGUAGGUUUCCGCCCACUUCCCCCGGAUGAGUUCAUGGAGACCGAAGACCCUGAGACUAGGGCGAACAGGAUCCGCUCCUUCUACAAAGAAUACUUCGAUGACUCGAAGCAGGAUCAUGCUGGAGGUGCCGGUGGUCAUGCUCAGUACUAUGAAGAUUACGACCAGAACUAUCUUGGCGACACUGCCUUUUUCGACCCUGACUCGAAUCAGUUCAUCAUGCCCUACGCUCAGCCUGUCGGCCGUCGGGCCAUGACACCACCACCCUCGGGAUCUAGAUUCCCUGGUUCUCGUAGACCUGGACCGAGAGGCCCCGGGCCAAGAGGACCGGGUCCUAGACCUCACGCUGGGUCAAUUGGUGGAAUGAGCAUGCCUGGAGGUUUCCGCCCUGGCUCCGCUGCGUCAAGUGGAUGGGGUCCUCGCCCGGGCUCAUCAGCCUCCGCCCAAUUCGGUCGAGCUGGCUCUGCUAUGUCCGGCAAGCCAAGGAAGCCCAUGCCACCUCCCGCUGCUCUUCCCACGCUGCCCACGCCUUCGAAGCUCAAGGAUGACAAUUUCGCGCUCUUCAAUGCUAUGGAUUUCGCGCCUCCAGAAUCUUUUGGCAGUCGCGCUAGGGGUCGCUCCCAGAGCCCUCUCGGCGAGCGCCGUGCGUACAAACCCACUGUUCCUGCCGCAUCGCCACUGGUGAGCUCAUACGAUGAGGUUGCUGCGUUGCCCAGCCCGCACUUGUUGCGUAAAUCAUCAACGUUCACAGGUCUGGACUUUGCUCCGCCUCGCAAGUUCAAGGAUCCAGACACCAUGAGCGAUGCUGGAAGCAUACGAAGCAACCGAAGCGGUAUUUCUGCCGUGAGCCAAGCUGCCAUCCGCAGUGGAGCCGGUCGUGUGAGCCGCCUGCCUGGCGAUACGAUCUUCACCCAGGCUCAGAUGGGCGACAAGUUGAAGCCCUCUUGGAGCAUGCGUGACUUGUAG
Messenger RNA from Phaeoacremonium minimum UCRPA7, 2322 nucleotides. RefSeq lists its product as hypothetical. The transcript is spliced from 3 exons. The coding region runs from base 1 to 2322 and encodes 773 amino acids. NCBI's taxonomy places the organism in Eukaryota, Fungi, Ascomycota, Sordariomycetes, Togniniales, Togniniaceae. The record is from RefSeq and is a predicted model, not a curated record.